Plasmodium gallinaceum is the source of this 1428-nucleotide messenger RNA. Its product is annotated as translation initiation factor EIF-2B gamma subunit, putative. Lineage: Eukaryota; Apicomplexa; Aconoidasida; Haemosporida; Plasmodiidae. The transcript is spliced from 10 exons. Gene Ontology annotation, cellular component: guanyl-nucleotide exchange factor complex; eukaryotic translation initiation factor 2B complex. The record is from RefSeq and is a predicted model, not a curated record. Gene Ontology annotation, molecular function: guanyl-nucleotide exchange factor activity; translation initiation factor activity. Bases 1 to 1428 code for a protein of 475 amino acids. Gene Ontology annotation, biological process: cytoplasmic translational initiation.
AUGUCAAAUUUAAAUUAUUCAAGAGUUCCUGCUGGCACUUUUAUUGAAUUUCAGGUUGUUAUUUUAACUAAUGAUGAAAAUAAUUUUACGAAUGAAUUAUGUGAUAAUAAAUGUAAAGCGUUGAUAAAAAUAUGUAAUAGAUGUAUGAUUUAUUAUAUAAUUAAAAAUAUAAUUGAACAGAAAUUAAAAUACAUAACAAUUGUUGUUAAUGGAAAAUAUUAUAAUGAUAUGGUGAACUAUAUAAAUGAAGCAUUUCCAGAUAAUUAUAAAUUUGAUGAUAAAAAAAGUAAAAAUAAUUACUGUAUAGAUAUAGAAUCUUAUUCUACAAGUGAUAAUGAAGAUAUUGGUUCUGUUCAAUGUUUAUUACAAAUAAAAAAUAAAAUAAAAACAGAUUUUAUAGUUGUUAGUUGUGAUAUUUUAGGAUUUGUUGAUUUUCAUUCAUUAGCAAAUUUAUUUAGAGGAGAAAAUGCUAUGUGUGGAAUAUUGCUAUUGGAGGAUGAUCAAAUAAAAAGCACAGAAAAAAAAAAAAAAGAAAUUAAAGAUGAAUAUUUAAAUUUAGAAAAUCAUGUAUGGGUGUGUAUAGAUAAAAAUAGUAGAGUUGUUAGUAUAAAAGAUUCUUUAUCAAUGAAGCAAAAUGGGAAAUUAAAAAUAAGUAAAAUAAAUUUAUUACUUCAUAAAAAUUUUCUUCUUAAAACAGAUCUAUUAGAUAGCCACGUUUAUAUUUUUAAGCAUUAUAUUUUAAAUAUAUUAGAACAUAAAGAAAAAAAAUUCACCAGUAUAAAGUAUGACUUAAUACCUUAUUUAGUAAAAAUACAAAAUACACCAGUAUCAUCAAGAUAUUGUAAAUCUGAAUUUAAAUUUAAUAUGUAUAAUACUUUAAUUGAUAAAUAUGAAGGUACAAAUGAUAACGAGAUAAAAAAAGUAUUACCAAUAGCAGAUAUCAUUGAUAACCAUGAAAAUGUUGAAAGUGUUGUUUGUUAUGUACAACCAAAAACUACAGGAUUUUGUCAGAGGAUUAAUAACAUACCUAAUUUCUUUAAAGCUAAUCUACUUUUUUGCGUUACUAGACAUGAUCAACUAAAGAAUGUUUUGCCUCCUUAUUGUUUUUUUCUCUUAACAGAAAAAAACCAAUCUUAUAGGGAUUGUAUAAUUAGUAGCCAUUUUAACCAUGAAGAAAAUGUACUUUUGAAAAAAUCAGUACUUGGCAAAAAUAUUAAAAUAAAAAAAAAUACUUCUAUUUUUAGAAGUAUCUUAAUGGAUAAUAUAACAAUUAAUGAAAAUUGUGUAAUUCAAAACUCCAUUAUUUGUGAUAAUGUUGUUAUUGAAAAUAAUUGCAAACUAAUUGAUUGUAUUGUAAAAGAAAAUAGUGUAAUUGAAAAAGAUGGUAUUUUUGAAAAAGAAACCUUACCACUAUUUAUUUCACAAUAA